GCGAUCUUCGAUCAAUCUCUAAUCGAUGAAAAUGCUGCCGUUUUGAAGAAUAAGAGCGAUCGUCGAUCCAGACUCCGAGUUCGCUAAAACACACAAGACAGACAGAGAAAGAGGGACACCGACACACAUGGCUAUCUCAUCGUCCUCGGCGUCGCCGAAGGGCGUGGUGGUAACAGUCCCAGUGCUAGUACUCGCGGCCUCGGUGGCUGCCGUGUUCUUGUUCUUCCUCUUGUCCUCGCUCUCCUCCUGUUCUUGCCCCGGUGGCGGGGCCGGUUCCGGUUCCGGUUCCGGCGUCGGUAUUGGUGUCGGUGUCCCCGUGUCCGGUGGUGGCGUGACUGUGUCGACGAGAAAAGAGGAUGUGGAUUGGGUGAAGGAGCAGAUCCGAGCGAAUGGACUCCAUAUGCAAGAGAAUGUCCUCCGCAAGGGCAUUAACCCUCGCACCCGAGCGCAGCAGCUCCAGGAUCUCUCGGAGUUCAAAGGCAUAUCACAUUAUGAAGGACCUGAAGCAAACAACCACACUGCCCUCCCUUGCCCUGGAGACCUUCUUGUUGAAGAGCACCACAGCAACUAUGGCGAGCCCUGGGCAGGUGGGCGAGAUGUGUUUGAGUUCCUUGCUGAAUCUGCCCAUCUCACGCCUGACUCCUGUGUCCUCGAGAUUGGCUGUGGCACCCUACGAGUUGGCUUGCAUUUCAUUCGCUAUCUCAAUCCUGAGCAUUACAAUUGUCUUGAAAGAGAUGAACUCUCUCUGAUGGCUGCAUUUAGAUAUGAGCUUCCUUCCCAAGGGCUCCUAUACAAGCGCCCAAUGAUUGUGAGAGGCGAGGAUAUGGAUUUCACUAAGUUUGGUCCAGGCAUUGUGUAUGAUUUGAUAUAUGCUAGUGCUGUCUUUCUACAUAUGCCUGAUAAGCUUGUGUGGACUGGUCUGGAGAGGUUAGCAAGUAAAUUGAAACCUUAUGAUGGGCGAAUCUUUGUGUCACAUAACAUAAAGUUCUGUACCCGUUUGGGCGGAGAGGAGUGUACAAAGCGGCUCACGAGUUUGGGGCUCGAGUAUGUUGGAACGCAUACACAUGAUAGCUUGCUUUUCAAUCACUAUGAGAUCUGGUUCGAGUUUAGGCGGUCGAAAGCUUAGGACUUUGUGGAUUUUCUCUUUGGAUUUAGUUUUUCAUAGUUUGGAAGCAGGUAUCGAAGCUACAGGUGGCCUGUAACUACUGCAACCAGAAAGCUCAAGUCUUCAACUUCCUGUUGAUAAAUGCAUAUGGAAGGUUGAGGGAUAACAAAUUGAUGGAUCAUCAGCUUGAGCGCAAACUUGAACCUGUUUUGUAUUUUUGAGUAGCAAAGUAUUCAUUGUGAGUUGUAAAUUAGGUAUAUCGAUUUGUAACGUUAUGUAAUGGAUACAAGAGAUGUGUUAACAACUUAAUAUAUUCUUUUUCCUUUGAA
Corylus avellana is the source of this 1434-nucleotide messenger RNA. RefSeq names its product S-adenosyl-L-methionine-dependent methyltransferases superfamily protein. The record is from RefSeq and is a predicted model, not a curated record. NCBI's taxonomy places the organism in Eukaryota, Viridiplantae, Streptophyta, Magnoliopsida, Fagales, Betulaceae.